Messenger RNA from Salmo salar (Atlantic salmon), 6932 nucleotides. The record is from RefSeq and is a predicted model, not a curated record. Lineage: Eukaryota; Metazoa; Chordata; Actinopteri; Salmoniformes; Salmonidae.
UAGCCACAGUGCGGCAGGAAAACCGUAACAAGCGAGGAAAAGCAGAGAUUGAAUAGUGGAGAAAAAAGCUAUCCAAAGGGGAACAUGUAAAGGAAGAAGAAAGAAGAAAGACUGAAUAAUGGGAAUGUUUUUUCCUCUCUAGCUGAAGAAAAUCUGCGUAUUUCUCUUUGAGAUUAAGAAAUAGGUUGACAGCUAUUCAGCGAGCUCCAUUUCAAAUGGUAGCAGCAGAAUGGAUGGAAAAUACAAGGAGAGGCACUGCUUCCACGAUUCAUAUUGACUCAAAGGAGUUAGACGAUACCUUACCGAUGGCUUGCAGUCAAUUCUCCAUGUCUCCUCCAACGAAUUGUAAAUUGACGUAGGCAUUGAAGGCUGCAAAUCAAGUCAAGUUUGGUGCAUUACAUUCCUUUGGUGGGAUGUCAUCGACUUCUAUUACUACAUAGUAACCUUUGGGUUUCCGACGGCUGGUAUUGGCACUUCAGGGUGUUAUGAUGGGUGAAGUGACGGACGCAAAGGAAUUAAAAAAUACCUUUAUUGUUCCCGCAAUAAAGUCUUUUGACCGUUAUGAUUUUUCACGAGCAAAAAUCUGCUGUAGCCUCACAUGGCUAGUGGCCAAAGCAUUUGUGACAGACAGUGUGCCGGCCGACCUGAAGGAGCCCUUCUACACAGACCAGUAUGAUCAGGAGCACCUGAAGCCUCCAGUGGCCAACCUGCUGCUGUCUGCUGAUCUCUACUGUAGAGCCGGGAGCCUCAUCCUGAAGAAUGACGCCGCCAAGCCCCUGGUUGGCCACGAUGAUGUCAUCCAGGCCCUGGCUCAGAAGGGCCUCUACAUCACAGACCAGGAGAGGCUGGUCACAGAGCGUGACCUCCGCAAGAGGCCCAUACAGAUGAGCGCCCACCUGGCGGUGAUCGACACACUAAUGAUGGCGUACACGGUGGAGACUGUGAGCUUGGAGAAGGUGGUGGCGUGCGUCCUCCAGUACUCUUCCCACAACGACGAAGACGCCGACACCCCAUACGACACAGAGGACGCCAUGACCAGCUGGAUCAACAAGGUAAAUGAGUAUCUGAAAGAUAUCAUCUCUCAGGAGCUGAGGAGAGAGAUGCAGAGUGUUGAGCCAGUUGGCAAGCCAGGGUCUCCGACCAAAUGGUACAUGAAACUAGUGCCUGCUCGCUACAGGAAGGAGCAGGCGGUGGCCCAGCAGGUGCCCUGGAUCCCCCCUGUGGACAACCUGUUGAAGGACACCACUGACGGCUGCGCCGUGGCCACUCUGCUUCACUUCUACUGCCCACAGCUAGUCAGACUGGAAGAUAUCUGCCUUAAGGAGAGCAUGUCACUGGUGGACAGCCUGUACAACCUGCAGCUGGUGCAGGAGUUCUGUCAGCAGCACCUCAACCGCUGCUGCCACUUCAGUCUGGAGGACAUGGUCUACGCCUCCUCUUCAGUCAAAAAUAACUACCUUGUGUUCAUGGCCGAGCUGUUCUGGUGGUUUGAAGUGGUGAAGCCCUCCUUUGUACAACCAAGAGUUCUGGACACUGAAGAGCCAGCCCUCACAUCGUUGAGGAAUAUGCCCUCUGUUCCCAUCUCCAAUGUCACCAAAACGAGCUUCAUGGAGAGACCACCCAGCCCAGAACGACCCAGCCUGCCUCUCCAACCACAACCUAGGAACUCAGGUGAAAUAAAGAGAUCAACCUCAAUGUCCUUUGUGGAUGGCUGUGUAGGAACUUGGCCCAAGGAGAAAAGGUCUGGGCCUUACGGUGUAUCCUUCGACAUCCCUUUUGACAAAGAGGACACCGCCCAGACAUCCACUCCCCCCGGUCAUAGCAUGACCCGCUCUGCCAGCACAGAGGGCUUCAAGGUUCAACAGAUGCCCUGGGGCAUGAAGAGGAACCUGUCCUUCCAGCCCAUCAGCGGGCAGGGAACGAGCAUCGAGGAGGAGGGCCGCCUGGACAACCUGGCAGGGCCCGAUCUGCCAAGACAGCCUGGCAGGCCUGAACCCCCUGGAGGCCCACUGAGGUUCCCCAACGGGGGUUCAAACCUGGACAGGCACGGAAAUGGCAUCGCCACCCCCAGCAUGGAGGAAGCCCUUCAGAUAAUCCACAACACCGGUAGGCAGGCCCCACAGCGCCCUCUGACAGAGGGCAUCAAAAAUGGGUUCUUCCUGCACAGUCCAAACCAGGGCAGAGGAGGUGGUGAAGUCGGCCUGGACUCUAAUGCUCGACCGGAGAAGAGGGACCUGGACUCGUUGAGCACCACAGACACUACGGAGGUGGACACGGGAAUCCACGUGAGGACCGAGGACAUCGCCGAGACCCUGGACGAGGACUCAUCGCUGAGGGAAGCUCUGAGCAUGGAGCUGGAAAUGGACACGCCAAGCCCCUGCCCCAGCAGCUCCGGCUACGCCAAAUCUCCCUCCACCAGCUCCGGCACCAAGAUGACCAGCUUUGCCGAGCAGAAGUUCCGGAAGCUCAGUGUCCCCGAAUCGGGGGGAAGAAGCAGCAGCAGCGGGGGCGGCAGCUCCCUCAAGACCACCCCCGAGGGCUCAGAACUGGGCCUCCCACUGUCCGUCUCCUGGGCACCCACUCCGGAACACAGCCCCGUGCAUCAACAGAUCGCGCCUCUCACCCAAGACACUCCAACUGGGCCAGCCCAGGCCCCUCCCCCUAGCGACCCGGCCCAGGCCAUGGCGACGGAGAUGGUGGAGCUGCGCAUGCGCCUGGAGGAGAAGCGAAAAGCAAUUGAGGCACAGAAGAAGAAGGUGGAGGCCGCAUUCACUCGCCACCGCCAGAGGAUGGGCCGCUCCAUCUUCCUGGACGUGGUCAAGAGGAAGGGUGAUGGCGCCUCAGGGGUAGGAGGACAGGAGGAAGGGGGGAAGACGACAAUGGAAGAUGAGAGGAAAACAGGGAGGAGCAAAGCGGACACGCCCGACGGGGCUGAGCAGGGGCAGGGACCCUCUGGGGCCCGCUGGCUGAAAUCCUCCUCCGGAGGAGGAGGAGGAGGAGGAGGAGGAGAAGAGGGAGGUCAAGGUCCCGCCGGAGGUCAAGGACACGGUGAGGUGGAUCUAGCUGAAUACACACGCUCCAUCGAGAAGCUGAACCACUCACUGGGCUUCCUGCAGACAGAGAUGCAGCGCCUGGCCCAACAACAGGAGGUCAUCAUGGCCAUGAGAGAACAAAAGCAACAACAGGCCUGGGUCAUCCCCCCUCCCCAGACCUCGCCACAGAAAUACGCCCGCGCCUCCACCCGCUCCUCCGGCUCACCCUCCCCGGCUGACUCACCCCGCUCCGCCCACCGCUCGCCCACGAGCAUCAAGAGGAAGUCGGCCUCCUUUCACUCACGGAACCCCCGCACGCCGCGCCCCAGCGAGCUCAAGCUGGCCCCCUAUAACCGCUGCCUGACAGCACCCCAGUCUGUGGACAGCCUCCCCCGCCUGCGCCGGUUCUCCCCAUUCCAGCCCAUGGCCUUUGCCUACAUGGGGGAGAAACCCGCCGGUCAAACCACAGAGACAGAGGACAAGGAUAGGGACAGGGACACUGAACCCCUGCUAUCCCCAGAGACAGAGGCAGGUAGUGCCUCUUCUCCCUCCUCCCCAGCCAAAGACAACCAGAAAAGACAAGAAGGGACCCGAGAGAUUGCCAAGAAGGAUGAAGCGGAGGAACAUGAGGAGAUGGAAGUAGAGGAGAAGAAGCAGGUGAAAAUGGAUGAGCUCAAACCCAUAAUAGUGUCGACUGUAUCUGAAGUGCUGGCCCAGCCAGUGAAAGAGACCUUUACGGUCACCCCCACCGAGACCCCCCUUAUCUCAGACCUCUUUGGCGGGGCAAGAAGCAACCUGAUUGAGGUGCCUCUGUAUGUGCUCAAACCUCUUGAGGGAGAAGGCAUGGAGGAGAGUGGAGAUAUGGAGGGGACCUAUGGCGAUGACGAGAAAAUGUCCUGUGGCUUUUUCUUUAAGGAUGACGGUAAGGGGGAGAACAACAUGGCUCAGAAGAGGGCUGCUCUCGUGGAGAAGAGGCUGAGGAGGGAGAAGGAGACGCAGCAGAAGAAGCUGCUGCAGGAGGCAGAGCAAGAGCAGAAGAAGGAGGAGGCACGAGUGAAAGCAGAGGAGGAGCACUUGAGGAAGGAGGAGGAGAAAGCCCGCCGGGAGUUCAUCAAGCAGGAGUACAUGAGGAGGAAGCAGCUCAAGCUCAUGGAGGACAUGGACACGGUGAUGAAGCCGCGGCUGGCCGGCUCCAAACAGAGGAGAGCCCGGCCCAAGUCCAUCCACCGGGACAGCAUGGACUCCCCCAGAACCCCGGCCAGGGCGGCAGAUUCACGACCUCGUGUUUUUUCAGUCUCCAGCUUGUCUCUGGCCUCGCUCAACCUGGGAGACAGCGACAGUGUGCACUCUGAGAAGAGAACACCAAGAAGUGCUAGCUUACAUUCUGGCAGCCUGUGCUUCUUUCUGAGCUCUCCUAAACUGAGAAGGAGAAGGCCUGAUUCUGCAGAUGGUUUUCUGUCCCCUUGUCGAUCUGGGAGCCGGAAUGGGGAGGACGAUUGGGAGAACGGUUCCACCACCUCGUCUGUUAAAUCUAACACAGAGUACACCGGACCCAAAUUGUACAAGGAGCCAAGUGCCAAAUCGAACAAGCAUAUCAUCCAGAACGCACUGGCCCACUGCUGCAUGGCAGGCAAGGUCAACGAAGGCCAGAAGAACAAGAUUCUAGAGGAAAUGGAGAAAUCCGAGGCCAACAACUUCCUGGUGUUGUUCCGGGAUGGGGGUUGCCAAUUCCGUUCUCUGUACACGUACUGCCCUGAGACGGACGAGGCCACCAAGCUGACCGGUAUUGGGCCCAAUCGCAUCACCCGCAAGAUGAUCGAGGGUCUCUACAAGUACAAUUCAGACAGGAAGCAGUUCAGCCAGAUCCCCGCCAAGACCAUGUCUGCGAGCGUGGACGCCAUCACGAUCCACGGCCACCUGUGGCAAACCAAGAAACCAGCCACCCCGAAGAAAGUGGUACCUGCCAAGCCCUAAUAGAACUUGCCGUACACUCCCAGCCACCCCCACCAUUUCCCUUCAAAUGGAACAGUCCACAUUCAAUUUGCACUUCACUGUACAUAUCCAUGAGGAUUCAGCACCUGCAAUGUCAGUUAGAUGAAUGCAUACUUCUGUUUUUGUUGUUUUGUUAUCUUGUCAUUCCUGUUCAUUUUCCUUUAAAAUUCCAAACUGGACAUGGGGACUCAGUUAAAGAUAUGCACAACUGGAAUGUAAAACACUAUUUAGUUAAGAGUUGUAAAUGGAUAUCACUGAUGUGUUUAGUACAAGAGAUUGUCUGAUUUUAGUCAUUUUAUUACAGCAAGUGUGUGUAUGUGGUUUUGUAUAUGCCAAAAGAGAGACAAAAAAGAAAAGAUAUGAAUGCCAUAUGUUUUAUUUGGCACACUGAAGCACUGAAUGUUACUCAUCUGUAUAGACAGAAUUUUGCUUAUCUGUUAACAUGUGUGGCCUUACGCUUGUUUUGUUUUUGUAUGUCAGUGCAAUCAGCUCAGAGACUUUUGUAUGCUGUAUGCUGAGGUGACAACGCUUUUUCCAUGUUUUAGGUUCAAAUGCAAGCUGAUAAGUCUGCAUAAGCUAUACACAACAUUGAGGGCCAAAAAAUAAGAGCAGAAUACCAACAAGCAUACAGCUAGUGUUAGCCACCCAAUACAUUGCACGACUAGGCCAAGUGUUUUUUUUCCAGCUUAUCCCGCCUUUUGGAAAAUGUGUUUUAAAGAAAGCAUCUUAAACCACACUGUACUUUCUUAAUGCUGUGUGUUCACAGCAGGUUUGUGAACUAAAAAUAAACAUGCGUUUACGUUACCUCCUUUUCAAUUGUCACAAAAUGGACCAGAUUUGGUCAAAUGUCUGUUACGUCUGUCUGUAAUGAUUUAGGCCAUUUGAAAAUGCUAAGUUUAACUAUGGAUAUAAACCCAUGAUAUAGAAUAAUUUAAUGUUAUUAAGGAUUGUGAUUUAGAUUUUGGACUAUGAAAAUGGACUACAGCCCUAGUUAGGUACCAUUACAUGUAUUAUACCAUAAACAGUCAUUAUUGUUGAUUCUGUUUUAGUUCAGUCUAAAAUCUUUUCAGAAUUGUAUCAUUUUUUAAAUUCUCAAUGUCAAAUUCCUUGUCAUAAGUUUGUUUAUAGGAUACUGCUUGACAGUGAGAUUAACACACAGCUUGUGUAUUCUUUUAUUAUUCAGUUAUAGAAAAAUACAGAUGUAUUUAAUUUGCAUUUAAGUAUUUCAAGACAAUUAUGUAUCACAUGUUGUGGUAGAUGCCACACUCAUUUGGUAAGAUAAAGUACUUUGGUAUGAGUACGUUUUUAGAGACCCCACAUCUACUGCACACAUGGAGACCAGACUGAUGUUCGGUAAAGCAAAGAUUUUUUCCCCCCCUCUAAUAGCUGACUGAAGGCAGAAUGUGGCAAAGUUUGUCACUCCAAUACGGGUAGAGGCUUCUUACUGUCUCCCACCAGCGUCAACACUUUCCUUUUGUCUAUUAAAGUAGCCUCGUCGAGCAACAACUUGUGUAGGUUGGGGAUUAAGGGAUGAAGAUAUCACAAACAUACAGUACUCCCCACACCCUAUACGGUUAAAACAUUGGUGUUUGGUUUUCAUUGGGGUAUAUUUAUAGAAUUACCAAAAGAGAAGUUAUGUGUCUCUGGAAUUUUGUAGAAAAUGAUAUUGCUAUGGGACUACUGUUACAGUCGUCUUAUUAGGCCGUUUAAGGCCAAGAUUAAUGGCUAUUUAUUUAUAAAUGAGUGGACAUUGUACAGUGUUGCCGUAAAUUAGUCUGUCCAUCCUCCUGAUGAAGCAUUGCUUCCAUUUUGUUUAUCAGACCGUGUGGUGUCAUUCAACAUAUUGCUGAACAUUGUAGGUUUGUUUUGUUUCUCUUUUGCAUUGAAUAAAAUGAAGCAUGGCCUCAA